AUGAUAUCUGAAUUCAUACGACCUACCAUCCCAUUAAUUCCGGGAUUUACGAAAUUGCCUCCUCUUGAUCAAGUUGAGGGACGCUUCAUUGUUCCUCCCAUUCUAGUCUUUCGCCUUGAUGCGCCAGAUGCGCGGGAUGCGAUCAUUCAAGACCUGCGAGAUGGGUUAGCAGCUACUAUCGAGGAGAUUCCAUUCAUCGCUGCAGAUGUCGUGCCUGACGAGGUGGAGCGUGGAACCAUAAAGCUGGAGACCGGAGAAGAUGCUGGCGUAUGGUUACACAUCCAUGAGUUGCCGGAAAUCGAAUUCGACAAUCUUGAGCGUCGACAUUUUGCGCCUCUCAACUUCCCAGUCCUUGAGCUAAUGCCCGAACCAAGAAAGCAUGACUGGCAGCGAAGCCCUGUUUUGACUAUCCAGGCAACCUUCAUCACAGGUGGUCUCCUACUGGUCUUCAACUCACAUCACUCAGUGAUGGAUGGUAGGGGAAUGUCCGUGUUCGGAAAGACGUGGGCAAAGCAUGUCGGAGCCGUGUCCGAAGGGCGGCAUGCACCGAGAGCUUUGGCACAAAUCGAUCGCAUUCAGGCAUUUGGUUUCGGGAGCAUGCGCCGCUGCAUGCAGUUGAGUGACUUUCCGAGCUAUCGCAUAACAAAGCAAGAAUGGCGAUCUGCGUUGCAGCGGGAGCUGUUGGAGACCGCAUUAGCUCGUGAUACGAGUCAUCCCAAGUUCGAACUUCUUCAGCAGUUACAUCUAUCCUACUGGACCAUUUCACGAAAAUCGUUGUUAGCGAUUAAACAAGCUGCAGUCCAGUCCGACGCAAGCGGCCCCCUUUUGACGGAUAGCGCUGUUAUCAGCGCUCUUCUUUGGCGCCACAUCACUCGAGCUCGGCAGCUAUCUCGUCGGGGUGUUCGAGCAACGUGCUUGCUGAAUGUCGUCAACGUUUGUAGGAGGUUGAAUCCACCUUUGCCACUUGACUACCCUGGAAACGCACUUGCCCACGCAAAGACGUCCGCAACACCCACAGAAGUGGAGUCAGAAAAGCCUUUGUAUGAACUAGCUCGCCAAGUGAACGACUCGAUCGACUGGUGGACGUCGGAGAGGAUUUGGGGUCUCAUUGGAGCCAUUGACGCAACUCCACACGUUGGAAAGGUCGAACCUGCAAUGGAUAACUUUCAAGGGCCGGACCUGGAGAUCACCAACAGUGGGUCAUUCGGCGAUUUGCUGCACUUGGAGUGGAGUUCAGAUUUAGGAAAAGCAGUCUGCUUGAGGUUUCCGUAUGUGCCAAUCUACGACGGUUGGGUGAAUGUCCUGCCUUCGAGUGAUGAUAGUCCAGUAGAACUGCUUAUAGCGCUAGACAAAACCACUGUAGCUCGCCUCCGUGAAGAUAAAGAUUGGGCCAGCUUUGCUACAGAGUACGAAUAA
This is a messenger RNA of Verruconis gallopava, 1416 nucleotides long. RefSeq lists its product as uncharacterized. The transcript has 3 exons. The coding region runs from base 1 to 1416 and encodes 471 amino acids. The record is from RefSeq and is a predicted model, not a curated record. NCBI's taxonomy places the organism in Eukaryota, Fungi, Ascomycota, Dothideomycetes, Venturiales, Sympoventuriaceae.